GCCAUUGACUAAGCUUGGUUAGAAUUGCAAAUUACGAAAGAAACUGGGGGCAAUUCCACAACCUCAGCUGUAUUAAUAAGAGCUACUUUCGAACUCUUAGCAGCAGAUUCACUAGAACCUUCUUCUUCUUCUUCUCUUUCUCACCGCGAUGGCGGAGAAGAAGCAUCUUAACUCCAUUGCCAAUCGUUUCCUCACACUCCAGCUGCUGCUACUCCUUUCGCUCUGUCGGCUCCACUUCUCAUGCGCAGAGGUCAUCUUCGAAGAAAGAUUCGACGAGGGUUGGGAGGGCAGAUGGGUGAAGUCGGAUUGGAAGAGGAGUGAAGGCAAAGCAGGAACGUUCAAACACACCGCUGGGAAAUGGUCCGGCGAUCCAGAUGACAAAGGCACGUGCAUCCAGACGACAAAUGAUGCCAAGCAUUUUGCUAUAUCUGCAAAGAUACCCGAGUUCAGCAACAAGGACAGGACGUUGGUCCUUCAGUACUCGAUAAGAUUAGAGCAGGACAUUGAGUGUGGUGGUGGAUACAUUAAGCUUCUCUCCGGCUAUGUUAAUCAGAAGAAGUUUGGUGGAGAUACUCCUUACAGCGUUAUGUUUGGACCGGACCUAUGCGGCACACAAAAAAAGAAGCUGCAUCUUAUAGUAUCUUAUCAGGGACAGAAUUAUCCAAUCAAAAAAGAGUUGGAGUGUGAAACCGACAAGCUGACUCAUUUCUACACAUUUGUCCUGAGGCCUGAUGCCUCUUAUAGCAUCCUGAUUGAUGGUCGCGAAAGGGAUUCUGGGAGCCUGUACACAGAUUGGGAUAUUCUACCUCCACGGAAGAUUAAAGCUGCCAAGGCAAAGAAGCCUGCUGACUGGGAUGAUAGAGAAUAUAUUGAUGAUCCUAAUGCUGUCAAACCUAAGGGAUAUGAUUCGAUUCCUAAAGAGAUUCCCGAUCCUAGCGCCAAGGAGCCUGAAGAUUGGGAUGAUGAAGAGAAUGGCAUCUGGAGACCACCAAAGAUCCCAAACCCAAAGUAUAAAGGGCCCUGGAAACCCAAGAGAAUCAAGAACCCUAAUUACAAAGGAAAGUGGAGGAUUCCUUACAUCGACAAUCCUGAGUUUGAAGAUGACCCAGAUCUUUACGUGCUCAAGCCAAUCAAGUAUGUUGGUAUCGAAGUUUGGCAGGUGAAGGCUGGUUCAGUUUUUGACAACGUUUUGAUAUGUGAUGAUCCAGACUACGCCAAAGAAGUUGUGCAAGAUAUAUUGUCAAAUAGGGAGAUUGAGAAGGAGGCCUUUGAGGAAGCAGAAAAAAUUAGGAGAGCUCGAGAAGAAGAGGAAGCUCAACGAGCCAGAGAGGAAGGCGAAAGGAGAAGACGAGAGCGUGGUUACGACAGGAACCACAGAGACAAAUACAGGAAGGUCAGUAAGAAUCGCAAUCGUCACGAUCACUGGGAUGACUACCAUGACGAGCUCUAAGGAAAUCGUCAGCUCCAUCUUCAAGACAUAGCUACAAACAAGCCCGAGCAGCUCAACGAAAUCUGGCAGCAGCUUCAGUGUUUCAAUUGCAGCAGUACUAGUUGUUCCAUUUUAUUUUCUUGAAGGCAUUGCUGCUACUUCCAUUGUUGUUGUACACUUGUAUCCUAUAUCUCCGCGGAUUAGGGUUCAUACACUCCCCGGUUUUCCGAUUCCAGAUGCUAAUAGCUAUUGUAAUAACAGUGAUACAAACCAUCUAAUCAACUGAGAGUUCUUCAAUCAUCUCUGCAAUUUGAAAGUCUGCUCGCCACUUUCUGUUAUUUAUUAGACCAGUAUGAAGGGAGACCAUACAAAAGUACUGCGUAAUCGUGUUCAAAAAAACGCACUGGAAUUCUCUCACUAAGGUUAACAGACGAGCACAAAAUUACAGCCAAAGACAACAAUUCACUUUCUUCAGGUAUGGCGAUCGAUGAACUUCUCGAUCAGUACCGAGAAAGCAGCGAACCCGGCGCAGCCGUAGCACGCGGCCUGAGGGCCGGCCCUGGCGGACAUGGCGCCGCCCGUGACGCAGCCGGCGACGGCGGUGUUGGUGACGUCGUGCUUGGCGCGGGCCUUCUCGACGACGCAUUCGGCGGCGGAGAAGACCAGGCCCAUGAGGGCGAACGUCUUGCAGUUGCUCCAGCUCCGGCUGCCCAUCUGCUUGGCGGUGAAGACGAACUGCUUCUUGGCGCUCAUGUCCGGAUCGUGCAUCAGCGGAUUGUCGAGCGCGCCGAGGAGGAAGCCCAUGAAGAUCCCCAGCCCGCCGCCGACCACGCCGCUGAACGCGCUCCGAAUCGCGCAGUUGUUCCACACGUCCUGGGCUCGCAUCUCCUCCACCGUCGGCAUCCUGAACGGCUCGAUCUUCGUCUCCGAGCUCGGCGAGGCGUCGCCUCCGCUGCUGCUCUUCGGUUCGCCGCUGUCCGCCAUUGAAGAAUCUGAAAAUUUCUUCGGGGCGCCUACUCUCUUGCUUUUCCUUCCCUUGCUCCGGCGGCGAUCCGCUGGUGGCGAGUGGGCACGCGAUACAAGACGGAGAAU
This is a messenger RNA of Linum tenue, 2521 nucleotides long. Lineage: Eukaryota; Viridiplantae; Streptophyta; Magnoliopsida; Malpighiales; Linaceae. The record is from the annotation of a GenBank genome assembly.